UCCCGCUAAGCGUGUCAUUGCCGCCCUAUCUAACUUUGGGACGAGAUCUGUCUUCGUGGUCAGUUUGGAACUAGUUUCUCGCGCGGCGUAUCGUAAAGGAAAGAAUAAAAGUUUGUUUAAAUUAAGUGUGCUAAGUGUCUAGUGCUUGUGUUGGUACUUAAUGUGUUUAGAAGCUGAAGAAAUUCUCAAAGAGUUGUUUAUUAUAAUUACAUUAAAACAGUGAUAGGAGCUGCAGGUUUUUGCCAAAGUUUUUGUUCGGCGUUGGCGGGAUGGGCGGCCAAGUGUUGGCCCAAUGACCGCCCAUAUUACUGCCCCCCAUGAAGAAGCUAACCAGUUGCAGCUUCUUUCUCGGACUUGGCCUAUUGGCCUUCGCGGUUUGCCGGACUCUGGCCAGCGAAUUCCCAGAACGGGAAUGUUGCGAUCCGGUGUACCCUCUGCCUGCACCUCCUGCGUCGACAACACCCUAUCCUUCUGCCGCCACUCCAACGGGACGAUCAGGUCCCAACGUCAAAACUGCCGUCGCCAUCCUCAACUGCCUACUUGCUCGACAACUGUGUGUAGAAGACGCAUCCUGUUCAGCCAUUUUGGAAAUUAUUCCCCGAGUGUGCGGUUCCGAAUUAGAAAAGGACCCGUACCCCGUGGACGCGCUGCCCACCUGCAACCACGCCCUUUCCGUCUGCCAGCAGGAAAGAAAGUGCAUCAAAUUAUUUGAAGACUUCAAAGUCAAUUGCAAAGUUCGGGACGGAAAAUGUCGAAUGGACGACAGGGACCUGUGCCACGAUGCGUGGAACAGGCUCAGGUUGUCGCCGAUGUUCGGCUGCAUCUGCCCGAACAAUCACAUGAAGCGCCGAUGCGACAGGAUCUUCAGCAUCGUGAACCACAAUCCUUGCGUGGACGUUCUACCAGCCUCCUUUGAUUUGUCCGGCACAGACUCUGCACUCUAUCCAUAUGACCCCGAGCAAGGAAUUUUCCGGGACACUGUCUUUCCCCCCGCAACCAACUUGUACCCCUACUUUCUGUUCCCGGGCAACACACUACGUCCACGCCUCUCGCACUUACCCCCCAAUCAUCUGGCUACGCACACAGACACUCAUCUGUCAGUAGAAGAUAUCGCUCUAGAUUACGAUGAACCAGAUGACAAACUGACUUCUUCCUAUUCGGGGUCAAUUUCAGUUAAGGUGGUUUCCUCUGGAAACGCGACGCCCAUUGAGUCUCAGUUAGAGAAUCCUCUAGUUGGCGUUAGAGGCGCCGCUCAGAAGGAUAAUAACGCCCUAAGGCACGAACUACAAUGGAACAACACCCUAUUUGACGGAGACGAAGAAGCGAGAGCGCCUAGUAUCACUCCAGAGAACGCAAAGGUGCAUUCAAGUCCAGAGCAGGAGGGCGAAGUACCACGGAACUUCAGCUUCCAGAGCACGUGUCAUCUGGCCCUGGAGCUGUGCAGUGGCAACUUCAGCUGUAAGCUCGCCUUGCAGCCGGUCCUCCGCUUCUGUGAUUCCAAUCGCUGCAACCGAGAAGCCUGCAUGGACGCUUUGCAGAACUUCUACAGAACCGUGGAUCUUAAAUGGAGCCUCGAAAUCGCAUUCUGCCUUUGCAAAAAAACUGACAACAAGCAGGACGAAUGUCUUGUUUCACAAGAGAAGCUCCACCCUGUUUGCGCUCAGCGCAUCGAAGGUUCUGCGAUGCCAACUUGCCACUCCCUGGCCGAAUUCUGUCGUGAAGAAGUGACCUGCAGGAACAGGCUGGAGUACUACGAGCAGUCUUGUGCGGUGGACAGCCUCACGAAGAAGUGCGCCGGACCGCCCUCGGAGUGUCGGAAAGCGAUGCUGGGCAUCCUUGGCACAGAACUCCGAGCAAACUGCGCUUGCAAAGGAACGGACUUCACCCAGCUGUACGACUGCCUAGGUUGGCAGCGCCUGCUCUGGGUCAACCCCUGCGUUGUCGAGUCGCAGAAAGAUUACCACACGAAGCGCUCAACGGAGAGGCUUCAGACGACAGCGGUCUCGAUCACCACCAGCAGCAGAAGCUCCUCGUGGAGGCCAAACGAACCAAAUGAGACGCCCAGGGGGGUCUCAGCCUUCGCGGUGCCCACGGCUGCUACGACAAGUAGGAUUCUGCCGGACGAAGGGGCCCAGAGCACGGAGCUCGUGGAAGUACCCAGCACUACCCCCACCACCACCACAACAACCCUCCCCCCACGCUUCUGUGCUGUGCACCGCGAUCAUUCCGUGCAGUACAUCCGAGAAGGGAGGGGGAAGAGGCUCUACCGGGAGGACGAGCCGGAGUGUUCCGAGCUUUGUCAGUGCAGCGAGGGCGAGUCUCUGAGCUGCAACACCGUUUGCGUGGACAGGGCCCCGUGCAAGACGGACUUCGCCUUCUACAACCACGCGGCCCCCGCGUACCAGGCGUACCGAGGACGCUGCCUCUGCUACUCCGGCCGCUUCAUCUGCAUGCGCCCUACACCAGACGCAUACAAACUACCCCAGGGCGUGUUCCUGUUCCUGGGCUACAGUGAGACUGACGAAGCUCUGCUCAAGCCUCACAGCAACCUUUCGAUACAAGACGCUGUGGGUUCCCUCCAAGACUUCAUGCACCACGGACUCGCCAACAAGACCACGUGCACGCUGGCAUUGUACAACGUGACUAAGGAAAACCUGAUUCUGGUGGCGAAAAUCAAGAAGGAAAGUCGAGGCGCGAACCCUCGACCGUCACUCGACCUCCUGAUGCGGGAGAAGGAGGAGUGCGCUGGACCACUCCACGACAUCAGCGAGAAGAUCAACUCUCACCACCCGGAACUUCAUUCUCACCUCCUCCUCUCCAUCUUCAAGAUGGCGGAAGUGGAGGUGAAGGUCCCGGAUUCGAAUUCGGGGCUGCGCCUCUCGACCGGAGUCCCCGUCGUCUUCGUGCUGCUCCUGGAACAGCUGCUGGCGUCGUGACGGCCCGAGCUAAGCGCCCACUGACGGGCUUCUUCUCCUUCUUCUUCUCAUACAUAUCCAACGCCAACAACUUCUGUUGCGGACGUCGUACCUAACAAACCGGAAGACUGUCGUGUUCGCUGUGCAGAGAAUUCGUUUACUGCAAACGCAGCUUUUUGAACAAAUUUAGUAAGUGCACGAGUGACGUGUGGACAGGAACUUUGCAGUUGAUGUGGCGAACAGCAUUUAUCACGAACGGUUAGCUACUAAAUUGGGUUGUACCAAAAAGACUUUGUGGACUGAAUAUCCAUUUAUUGCAAUUAGCAGCGAACAAAUAUGGCUGCUUAGGAGUUUGUAUUUCAAGCCAGUUACAGCGAGGACGUAUAAAUGUCCACUGUCUGGGUCCUUGUUCCUUUAGAUACACUUCAGACCUCCCAGGUUACGAGAAAUCCAUGCCAUUCAUUCUAAGUGAACGUUCAUCCCUCGCUUUAUUUAAUUCCAUUUUGGAUUUCAAACUAGAAUCUGCCUCAUCGCUUUGAAGGUGGAUUGCAUUUGCGCCAAGUCACGAUUUCUCCUCUGCUUGAAUGGCGGUCGUCGUGAGUGAAUUUUAGAGUUUACUGCCCUCACGAAUUUGUCUCUGUUCAUUUUCGAAGAUUUCCUUUCCGGGUUGUAGAAUUCCAGUCGCUAAUUUGAUUCGUCCUUUGGGGUGUAGUUUUACGUUAGUACCAGGUAAAGUUGGACGCGUCUCAGGUCGUAAGAAGGCCACAGACUUUCGAGUGUGUUGUCGUACCUUCAGCAGAAAUUCUUUUAACUAACCAUGAAAGAAAACGAAUGUCAUACUUUUAUGGAAGUAACCGGUACGCAGGUAACUUAAUUUUUCUAGGAAGACGUCAGAACGCCCUAAACAAAAGUAAAUCUUCGGUUAAUUUCGUCACAGUCUGCGAGUGCACGAGGAUUGACGAAAUCAAGACCGCCAUUGAUUCGAUUUUACCUCAUUUAGUCCUUAUAAGGCGAAUAUGGCACAAAAGACGAGCGAACUCGUUUCCCUGAUUGGUCAAAGUCUUAUGACGCGAUAUUUCAGACGGACAAGUUGGCUUCUUACCAGGGCGAGUCGAGUGACGAUUUCAUUGAGAGGCAAAACUUAUGCACCGGCCAUUUUCAUCGACGUCCGUAAAGCUUACGACACAAUUUUUACAACAGGACUUCAUGCUUACUCCUAAAUCAUAAAUUGCCGGUGUCACAAAAAUUAAUGGAAGUGAACGCGAGCGGAUGUUUUCAAAGGCCGCGUCCUUACACACGCACACGACCAGCUGUAAAAGUAUUUCAAUUUUUAGAUGGCGUCGUUUAUACUUGCCGGUAGAUGGCAGCGUUUCGUGAGAACAUUCUGUCUGCAUCUUCAGAGAUGAAUAACAUAAGAAUAACGCCAUUAACAUCCUCAUCGCCAUGAAAACUUUAAUCUCACAUAAAGUAAUUUUUUCAAUAAAAAAUUUGCACAACUUUUUGGCAUCCAUCCGGAAACAAAUUCUAUUAGCAGAUUAUAAGCACAGGCAAACUACAAGUUGCGCACUUUUGUCACCGUGGCAACGAACAACAAAUUUCUGAAUUUGUACUUCGCACCUCAUAAUUCCGCAAUGAUGGAUGCAGAGUCGGUCUCCGAAAUCUUAUAAUUCUGCUCAGAAAUCGCAGGGCUCAGGAAUAUGUUAUUGUCUCAUUGCCUAAGACGCACUUCGUAUAUAAAUUUUCACCGCAUUUGAUUUUUGAGAGAAUAACUGAAAAUUUUUUAAAUCUCACGCAAACGUACAUUCUUUUAACCCAUCUUCCAUUAUAUUCCAUUUAAAGUAACUGCUCGUGUCUGUAACAACACAGACAAACAGGAAUGUUCCUGUCGGCAACUGACGUAAAACUGCAAGCUCAGGAACUCGACGUUUCCUUCGACCUUCUGAAAAUGUGAGCGUAAACAAUAUUUAGAACGUGCAGCAGACACGCGUAAAUAUUAUUCAUAUUUCGGUGAAAUUUAAUUUAAUUUACGUGUUUUAAAGUAAGGUGUACUCGUGGGCGUUGUGACCCUUUCAAAAUUGAAAGCACGGGCUAAGGACUGACGAGAACUUAGAUCGAUUCGUAGUUUUCCUACUCGACAUCGAUGAUCACUCGGUGAGUUCGUGUAAUUUUCUAAUCUGAUGACCCAAGUGUGGUCCACUUUUAGAAUACUGUUCUUUACUUCUAAUAAAUUUAUUUUCAGAAAUACUUUAUGUUAUGGGAAAUUUCUGGCGCAAUUGCACCCUACUUUAAUCCCUUCCCUUCCAAUAAAAUAAGUUGUUUCAUGAAAAAAAUGACUGUAGCGGCUACUUAUGCCUUUCAUGCAUUCAGCUUCUGUGACCUCGUUUCGUUUUGACCUCAAAAGUAAUCGGCGAUAUUAUUUUUAAAAUGUGUUUUUGUCGUGAAAUCCUGUGUGCUUGAAAUGCUUAUGGCAGUAUUUGAAAUCAGCUGUUUGUUACAUCUUGAAAUUUUCACCUCAACGUACGUCCGUUCACGAGAAGAAAGGACCCGCCAUUUUUCCUUGAUCUACGUAAGCGAAAUCCGGCACCGGAAGACGUACGGAGCGAGAGAGCGAGCAGAUGACGCUCUGUUACUCCGGUCUCUUCACGUAAAUGCUUACGUGAAAUUAAGUGACUGACAAAGAAAACAAUCAGUAAAAUAUGUGUCGGUGUUAUUCGUGUUACUAUUUUGAAUAAUUAAGGGCGAUCAGAUGUCAACGAUAGAAUAUAUUUGAGCAUUUGUGCGAAUCGUUUAGCCAUGCAGCCAUGAUGUAAGGGAAAAUAGUUUAUUCAUUCGAUACAAUUUGGCUUCAGUCCUUGUAUCCUCACCCACGACACAUUCGCUUUUACUUUUAUGGACUGGAUUACGCGCGACAUAUUCAGUUAAUUAUAUUCUUGUUAUUAUUUCAACUUAAUGAAUGCGAGUCUGAAACUGUCGCAUUACAAGAAUAAAUCGUGAUCAGAGCACUCAGUCACUCUACUUAAACAAAGACGCAUAUCAAUUAGAGGUGAUUUUAUGUUAGAGAUAUUAAUGUUGGUAUCAUUGGUAUAUUUUUAUAAAAUAUUACUGUUGAGAUUAUAGUUAUAAUUUAACUUUUAAUUUAA
This is a messenger RNA of Zootermopsis nevadensis, 6055 nucleotides long. It is a transcript of the gene Gfrl, whose product is annotated as Glial cell line-derived neurotrophic family receptor-like. Gene Ontology annotation, cellular component: signaling receptor complex; external side of plasma membrane. Gene Ontology annotation, biological process: nervous system development. Gene Ontology annotation, molecular function: signaling receptor activity. The record is from RefSeq and is a predicted model, not a curated record. Lineage: Eukaryota; Metazoa; Arthropoda; Insecta; Blattodea; Termopsidae.